AAACACAGUGUUAAGUGUGAAGCGGUGUUAAUUGCUUUCUCGUUUUACUUGUGAAAUUUCACGAGUUUUUGAUUAAGUGUACUGAAAGAUCCAAGGAAGGAACACCAAUAAUGGGAAAUUACGUUAAUAAAUUUUUUCUUCAUGAUACUGAGACUGUAAACGAAGAAACAAAAAUACAAUCACCUUCUACAGAUGAGGAAACUAUAGAAGAAACUACACACACACCUGUAAUUCAAAAGAGAUUACCUAUUGAUCCCAGAUCAGUAACUAGUGGCAUAGAUAGAACACCAAUUGAAGGAACUUAUGCAAAAAGAUAUUUAGAAACAGACCUGGAUAAAAUAAUACCACCUUUGACACCAAGGAAAUGUGUGCCAAAAGUAGAAAAUGAAAACUUAUAUUUGCAUGUGGAUAGUAGAAAUGCAGAAACGAACAGGCAGUUAACACCAACAAUAGAUAAAGUAAUCUAUAAAAGGGUGUUUACACCAAUAGAAAAAGAACGCUAUAAUGUUUUGGGACUUGAUCCUAGGUCACCAGCUGCAGAUUUUGAUAGAACACCAAUAUUAAUACCAAAAUCCAUUGCUCUACUAAAAGCAAGGGUCCAAGAAAGUUUGCACAGACGUGGUAGUUAUAACACAGACGUGCUUACUCCGAAAUUUUCAUACUGUGAAACUUCAUCUGAGUUCAGUAUCCCUGAAAUACAAGCUUUGCCAGAUUUAGCUAUGUGCAAAAUAAGAUCAUUAAAUUUGGUCACUGAUGAGUUUGAUAAUAAAUUAAAUAAAUCUGACUCAUCUUGUUCCAGUGAUUCAUCUAUGACUGAUACAAAUUCAGAAAUUGGUGAGGAUAUUACUUUUAUUGUAUCUUUUCAGUUCAAUUCUAGUAGAAUUGGCACUAAUAUAAAUGAUACAAUAGGAGAAAAGCAAUUGGAGAGUGAGGAUGCAGGUACAACUUCAGAUCACGAUACCUACAACAAUGUACACAUUACAAAAGAUGUACAGCAUAAUGGGAACCAUGGUAGUGAUAGUGAUGCAAUAAAAAUAUGGAAAUUUUCAUUAAUACAGGAUAAGCCUAAAUCAGAAUUAGCUGAAUCACAUGAUGUGCAAGAUAUUGAAGAUAAAAUGUCACAAUUGCCAAAGGAAGAAGUAAUUAUAGCAUUUGAUGAUGAUAGUACUGCGAAAGAUACAUUAUCACUGAAAUUGGCUAAAUGUGAUAUCAAUAAGAAGAAGACAGAUGUAACUGCAAAAAGAAGGAAAGUCUUCAAAUCAGAAACCAAAACUGUAUUGGAUGAAAAGAAAAUGUUCAAUUCUGAUAAUAAAUAUAGGAAUGAACCUACAAAGAUUCGAACACCUCUUGGAAAUUGUUCAAAUAAUGCACAGAUGCAAAAAAACUUAGCAACAAACUCUCCACAACAGAUAUUCAAAAGUAAGGGUAUAAAGACUAAAAUGUUACAAGAAAAUACACCACCGCACAAAAAACAUAUAGCAAGAUCUAAGGUAAAUGGCGUACAGUGGGAUCCAGACUCAACUGUUAUUAUUUAAUUAUUUUUAGAAUUAUUCGUUCAUGAUAGAGUUUAUAUGUAAUUCAUGUUUUUUAUAGGAAUUUUUUUAAGUA
This is a messenger RNA of Dufourea novaeangliae, 1608 nucleotides long. RefSeq lists its product as uncharacterized. Bases 111 to 1535 code for a protein of 474 amino acids. NCBI's taxonomy places the organism in Eukaryota, Metazoa, Arthropoda, Insecta, Hymenoptera, Halictidae. The transcript is spliced from 5 exons. The record is from RefSeq and is a predicted model, not a curated record.